Messenger RNA from Sphenostylis stenocarpa, 1785 nucleotides. The record is from the annotation of a GenBank genome assembly. NCBI's taxonomy places the organism in Eukaryota, Viridiplantae, Streptophyta, Magnoliopsida, Fabales, Fabaceae.
AUGGCUCAGAACGUGGUUCUCUUGAUCCACUUUUUCACCGGAUUGAUACUAAUGGUUAUCUCAUUCAUUAUGGGACUCAUGACAUCAACAAUAAGUACAAAUUCUUUUCUUAAGAAUUUUUUCAGAAUAUCUCCUGGAUUUUGUUUUGCUGAUGGUCUUGCUUCAUUAGCUCUUUUGCGGCAAGGAAUGAAAGAUAAAACAAGUCAUGGGGUGUUUGAUUGGAAUGUUACUGGGGCUUCCAUCUGUUAUCUUGCUGUUGAGAGCGUUAGUUACUUUCUGUUGACUCUUGCACUUGAAAUUUUUCCUUCUAUCAAAUUGACUUCAUUCAUGAUCAAAAAGUGGUGGGAAAAAAUUAAUAUCUUCCGGCAUGACAGUCCUUAUUUGGAACCUCUGCUAGAACCUUCCUCUGAAAUUGUUGUUACUGAGAUAGAUGAAGAUGUAGAUGUAAAAACAGAAAGAAAUAGAGUACUUUCAGGUUCCCUUGACAAUUCCAUUAUCUACCUGCGCAAUCUUCGUAAGGUAUAUUUUGAGGAGAAGCAUCAUGGGAGAAAGGUUGCAGUAGAUUCUUUAACUUUCUCGGUCCAGGAAGGAGAAUGUUUUGGCUUUUUAGGAACAAAUGGAGCUGGAAAGACCACAACUCUUUCUAUGCUAUGCGGUGAAGAAUCUCCUUCUGGUGGGACUGCUUUUAUUUUUGGCAAAGAUAUAUGUUCCCAUCCAAAGGCUGCUCGUCAAUAUAUUGGAUAUUGUCCACAAUUUGAUGCCCUAUUGGAAUACUUAACUGUUCAAGAGCAUCUUGAGCUUUAUGCUAGAAUAAAAGGUGUUCCAGAUUUUGCACUAGAAAAUGUCGUUAUGGAAAAGUUGACUGAGUUUGACUUGUUGAAACAUGCUAAUAAACCAUCAUUUUCGCUUAGUGGUGGGAAUAAAAGAAAACUGUCUGUUGCAAUUGCAAUGAUAGGUGAUCCACCUAUAGUCAUUCUUGAUGAACCAUCCACAGGUAUGGAUCCGAUUGCCAAAAGGUUCAUGUGGGAUGUAAUAUCUAGGAUCUCAACAAGACGAGGAAAGACUGCAGUUAUUUUGACUACACAUAGCAUGAAUGAAGCCCAAGCAUUAUGUACCAGAAUAGGGAUAAUGGUUGGUGGACGAUUACGAUGCAUCGGAAGUCCACAGCACCUAAAAACAAGAUUUGGGAAUCAUCUUGAGCUAGAGGUCAAACCUACCGAAGUUAGUUCCGUGGACUUGCAAACACUCUGCCAAGCUAUUCAAGAAAGACUUCUUGAUGUCCCGUCACAUCCUAGAAGCUUACUUAAUGACCUUGAGAUUUGCAUUGGGGGAACUGACUCUGUCACAUCAGGAAAUACCUCCAUUGCAGAGAUUAGCCUGACUCGAGAAAUGAUAGGCUUAAUUGGGCGCUGGCUUGGCAAUGAAGAAAGAGUAAAGACACUAAUCUCUUGCACACCUGUCUGUGAUGGAGUUUCCCAGGAACAAUUAUCAGAACAACUGUUUCGAGGUGGUGGUAUUCCAUUGCCUGUAUUUUCUGAGUGGUGGCUAUCUAAACAAAAAUUCUCCGAAAUUGAUUCAUUUAUUCUCUCUUCAUUUGGGGGAGCACGAUGCCAAGGGUGCAAUGGUUUGAGCAUCAGAUAUCAGUUGCCAUAUAAUGAGGAUUUUUCCUUGGCAGAUGUUUUUGGACUUCUUGAAAGAAAUAGGAAUACAUUAGGAAUUGCGGAGUACAGCAUCAGUCAAUCAACUCUGGAGACAAUAUUUAAUCAUUUUGCAGCAAAUGCAUGA